Messenger RNA from Sesamum indicum (sesame), 1073 nucleotides. Its product is annotated as CASP-like protein 5B1. NCBI's taxonomy places the organism in Eukaryota, Viridiplantae, Streptophyta, Magnoliopsida, Lamiales, Pedaliaceae. The record is from RefSeq and is a predicted model, not a curated record. Gene Ontology annotation, cellular component: membrane.
GGUAACGACAUAUGACUCGGGAAAUCUGAGUUAGAUCAAAAUCAACAUCUGUUUCUCCCAUGUUCACAUACACAAAUAUGUAUACUAUUCGUGAAGCAGAAAAGUUUUUGAAUGAUUUGUCCCCUUAUUCUACAGUCAGCAAAAGUGGAGACGUCGUUCUUGCUUUAAUUCUACAGUCAACAAAAGAAAAGGGAUCCAUUCAUUCCAUCUGAUGGGAAUGUUUUGACAAUCUAAGAGCAUCUCACUGCCCCAUCUUUCUUGGGAGGACAACCCAUCUCAUAAAGAUUCAUUCUUUACAAGAAUUUAAUGUACAUAUACAUAUAUAUGUAGAGAGAGAGAGGGAGAGAGAGAGAGAGAGAGAGAGAGAGAGAGAGAGAGAGAGAGAGAGAGAGAGAGAGAUGAUGAAGGAGUUGUUUGGGAGUCCAGGGAGAAAGAGUGGGCUGAUAUUAAGAAUUGGACAGUGUGUUUUUGCAUCUGCUUCAAUUGGGGUUAUGACCUCUGCUUCUGGCUUUUCUACCGCUACUGCCUUUUGCUACUUAAUUGCCUCAAUGGGGCUUCAAGUUUUGUGGAGCUUUGGACUUGCAUGCCUUGACAUACAUGCUUUGAGGUUCAACAAGGACCUGUACAAUCACAUUGUAGUUAGCCUGUUUGUCGUUGGAGAUUGGGUUACUGCUACUCUGUCCCUGGCAGCUGCAUGCUCGUCUGCUGGUGUGAUGGUUCUCUUUACUAAAGAUACAAAUUUCUGCAUCGUCAAGACAAAAUUUUCAUGCGGCAUGUUUCAGAUAUCUAUUGCUUUUGCCUUCAUGUCGUGGUUUCUUCUCGCCAUAUCUUCGUAUAUCAUGUUUUGGCUUGUCGCAUCAAUUUAAACAGUUUCCUAAUGACACUUUUAACACACAACCACAUCUUCAAACUCGCAAUGUAUAUAGAUAUAGAGAUUGUUCGAAGAGUUCAGCAAGGUGCAAUUAAUUGUUUCCACUUAUAUGAUGCGACUUCUUGCUUACAUCGACAAUCCUGAUGUUAGGUACCUCUGCCCUUUGUAGAGAGGAUAUCGAUAUAGAUUUCAAUUACAACUU